AUGUCCUCCGACAGCAAACCAACAACAGCCCUCCCAACAGGUGCUUCCCACCGGCGCUCCAGCAGCGGAAUCUCCGAAGACGCAGCACGGUCGGCCCACGAAUUCAUGAGCGGCACGAUUCGGCGCUCGUCCAGCGGUGUCACGGACGAUGCGGCCACAGCUGCCCGGGAGUUCAUGAGAUCCUCCAAGGACUCCGGCCCAGGCCUGAACGACGACCUCGCGGACAAGAUGCACAAAUUCAUGCAAGGACCCGCCACGCACAGGGAAAGCCACAGCAAGCAUCUGCCGGACGUGACGGUGAGUGCAUACCUUAGCUUUUCAGUAUUGAUCGGGAAGGUGUGGGUGCUUGCUCAUUUCAUGCUCACGUUCAUGCUCUUGCGCGAGCUUGGCAUCUUCCGUGGUAUGGAUGAAUGA
Molecule: messenger RNA, 414 nt
Organism: Cladophialophora yegresii CBS 114405
Lineage: Eukaryota; Fungi; Ascomycota; Eurotiomycetes; Chaetothyriales; Herpotrichiellaceae
Exons: 2
Coding region: 1-414 (137 amino acids)
Source: RefSeq, a predicted model, not a curated record